AUGAAGCAGUGGUUCAAGCGGCGCCUCAGAAAAUCAACGGCCUCGGUCACCCCAGAGAAUGCUGGGACUGAUAAAGCCUUGACUCCAGGUAGGCAAGCCAUUAUGGAAAUUAGGAUACUCGAUGAUGGCAGACGAUGGCAGCUAAUAACGAGUGCCGAGACAGACUCGACGGCAACAGUAGUAACUGCUGUCCAGGUACAGCAAUGUCAAAGCCCUCCGGACGCACCACCGUAUGCCUACACGUCCGAUUUGUGGCAGGAAGCUUAUCGCUCCUUGGACAAUGCAGAUCAGCAAAACCUUGAACAGUUCCAUAAGCUGCAGCAAAACGAUACUGCAAGGGGCAUUGCAGAGGAAAUCGAGGAGAGAAUACGCCAGGUGUUCGACAAAAAGGAACGAAACCAGGGCGCGAAACAAAUCAUCGAACGAGCAUUAGCGGUACUAAACAAAUUUUUGUCCGUAGGAGAUGUGGUGGCCAGUUUCGAUCCUGCCCACGCUGCUUUGCCCUGGGCUGCUGUUAGGUCCAUUUCUAUGCUUCUGGCGGCUCACAGUGAAUUACAUGGAAUGGUUUUGGCUGGAAUCUCUCAGGCUGCAACACUACUUGCUCAAUGCGACAUCCACCAACAGUUGUACAUGGUUGGGGCUCAUGCACUUCGUCCACCUGAGACCAGCUUAGGAAAGCUGAGGCUAGCGAUGAUUAAAGCGUAUAUAAGAUCCCAGAAAUUUCUUAGCUUCGCUAUUGAGAGCCUACAGAAGAGGGUCAAAAUCGCCGCGGUUUUUAAACUUGACGUUGUCCGAGAACAUGUGAGGCGGCUAUCAGAGAGCGAGCAACAAGUUCAGCAGGUUGCAAAUCACUGCGAGGCGCAGUGCAACCGAACCGGGAGGGCAGGGGUUAAAAAGCUACUGGAAAUGGCUGCAGAGUUUAUGCAAACUACACAGCACAGCACUGAGCUCAUUUUGGAGAUGAUUAACGACAAGGAGCAGCUUGAAGUGCUAAAUUGGAUCUCGGAAGUACCAUACGGAAGUCAUCACCUAAUUGUGAAGGAAAUUCGAACAGCGGAAACAUGCGAGUGGCUAAUGCAUCAUAAACCUUUCAUUGAAUGGGAUACUGCCGACAGGUCUUCCAUAUUCUGGUUACACGGCUCCCCUGGAACUGGGAAAACAUUCCUCACGUCCAAGGUCAUUGAUCGCGUACAGAACCGACUGGAAAACGAAGCCACUCAGGGAGGAUUUGCUUAUUUCUACUGUAAUCGAAAUGAGGAGUGCCGCCGCGAACCGCUUUCGGUCCUCCGUGCUCUCGUUCGUCAAUUAUCGACCGUUCCAUCUCAGCCGAAGUAUGUCCGUAAGCAGCUUCUGGAUACAUGUAGGGAGCUAAGGUCAAAGAGUUCCCAUCUUGGUUUCGACUCGUGCCGUAGUCAACUACUACAAUCUGUUAAUGGAUACUCUCAGACUACCAUUAUCCUAGAUGCCCUGGAUGAAUGCUCCCCUGAUAGGCGUUGGAAGUUGAUGGAUAUCAUACAAAGCCUGAUAAGCGAGUCUGAGCGGCCUAUUAAGGUGUUUAUCGCAAGCCGUCCGGACCACGAUAUUAGAAUAAGAUAUUCCCGACUGUCCAAUGUUAAAAUUUAUGAAGCAAACAACCAGGGCGAUAUUGAGAAAUAUGUUAAUGAGGAGAUAAACAGGCCGAGAGUAUGGGGUCCAAUAUCACCAUCGUUACGUGACUAUCUCGUUGACACCCUUCUCAAGGGCAGCCACGGAAUGUUCCAAUGGGCACAUCUUCAAAUUAAGCAAGUGCUCGAAUUGCCAACAGAAGAGGAUAUCCGGGCAAGGCUCGGAAGGCUUCCAUCUGGGCUCAAAGAGGCAUAUGAUGAAAUAUACGGCAAGAUAGCGAAAUAUCCACGAGGCAAAGCAAUAGUGGAUUCCGCUAUUACGUGGAUGAUGAGUUCCGAUUUUGUUAUUACAAGCGAUGUUCUGCUGGACGCAAUUCGUAUUAGACUUGAUACUGACCAGUUGGGUACUUCGAAUGCAGUAUCAGAGGCACAACUACUUUCUCUAUGCAAUCAUCUACUAGUUGUCGAUUCUACAUCCAACCAGUGGCUGUUCUCACACCUCUCAGUGCUGGAGUACUUCGAAUCCAAUCAUUGGACCCUCGUACAGGCUCACUGUAGCAUUGUAAAGGUAUGCUUCAGGCUGCUUCUAGCAACAUUUGGAGGAGAAAUGAAUGAAGACACAAUUACGAGGUUUAACAAUAGGCAUAAGUCAGAGUCGCAGAACGAAGUGGGCAAGUUGCUACAUGUUCAGAAAUAUGUGAUUGAGACUUGGGUCCAUCAUGUCACAAGCUACGAGAGGUUAGUGAAGAGGGAAGACCAAGCGCCCGACCCAACGCUUCUACAGCUGGCGAGGAGAUUUCUAGGGACUUCGGAAAAUACUAGCGCUGAAUACCGCAAAUGGCGUCAGCAUUUCUUAGAGGAGUAUGGCUAUCGUGUGCUCCCUUCGGAUAUGGCAACCCUUCUAUGUCAGUACUCAAUUUCUCCCCUCCCGCGAGACUGGUGGGAUGAGGGGGAAAAUUUUGCACAAACGUUAGCCGGCUUCGUGUAUGAAGAGAAGUCUAAUCACAUGCCGAUGUCUGAAAAACUUGCUCGGAAGAGUUUCGUGUAA
Molecule: messenger RNA, 2652 nt
Organism: Pochonia chlamydosporia 170
Lineage: Eukaryota; Fungi; Ascomycota; Sordariomycetes; Hypocreales; Clavicipitaceae
Product: ankyrin repeat-containing protein
Exons: 5
Coding region: 1-2652 (883 amino acids)
Source: RefSeq, a predicted model, not a curated record